Labeo rohita (rohu) is the source of this 2925-nucleotide messenger RNA. Its product is annotated as myosin-8. The transcript has 6 exons. The record is from RefSeq and is a predicted model, not a curated record. The coding region runs from base 1 to 2544 and encodes 847 amino acids. NCBI's taxonomy places the organism in Eukaryota, Metazoa, Chordata, Actinopteri, Cypriniformes, Cyprinidae.
AUGGAACUAAUGCGUGUUUAUAAAAAUGAUAACCAUGAGACCUGCAGCAAGUACAAUGAGAUGGGACUGGACAGAGAUGAAGAUAUUUAUCCAAAUCAGGGCCAAAAACAGACUGAAGCAAGAGCUCAAAACAGAGGUUUGUCAGUAGGAAACAAGUGUCUUGUUUUAAGCACUGUGUGCUUUGGCCUCACAUGCAUUUUCCUGGUGGCUGCCAUUGUAGUACUGCAUAUCAAGCUCACGGCAGAGAAAGAAGUACAGGCUACACACAUGUUACAGUCUGGUUUAAGAGAUCAAACAGAGAAAGAUCAGUUGCAGAACAGCUUCAACUCUUUGAGUCAGAAGAACCUGCAACUGGAGACCAGAGUCAAUGAUCUUAUUGAACAGAAAAAACAGUUACAGAGCAACUUCAGUUCUUUGAGUCAGACAAAACUGGAGCUGGAGACCAGAGUCAAUGAUCUCACUGCUGAGAAAAGCCAGAUACAGAGCAACUUCAACUCUUUAAGUCAGAGGAAACUGGAACUUGAGACCAGAAUCAAAGAUCGCAUUGCUGAGCAAAGCCAGUUGGAGACCAGAGUCAUAGAACUCACUGCUGAGAAGAGCCAGUUACAGAGCAACUUCAAGUCUUUAAGUCAAAAGAAACUGGAGUUGGAGACCAGAGUAAAUGAUCUGACUACAGAGAAAGAGCAGAUACAAAUAAGCUUUGACUCUUCAAGUCAGAACAAACUGGAGCUGGAGAACAGAGUCAAAGAUCUCAUUGCUGAGAAAAGCCAGUUGGAGACCGUUGUCAAUGAUCUCACUGCUGAGAAGAGCCAGACACAGAGCAACUUCAAGUCUUUAAGUCAGAAGAAACUGGAGCUGGAGACCAGAGUAAAUAAUCUCACUACAGAGAAAAGCCAGAUACAAAGAAGUUUAGACUCUUCAAGUCAGAAGAAACUGGAGCUGGAGACCAGAGUCAAAGAUCUCACUGCUGAGAACAGACAGUUACAGAACAGUUUAAACUCUUUUGGUCAGAAUAAACUGGAGCUGGAGAUCAGAGUAAAAAAUCUCACUGCUGAGAAGAGCCAGACACAGAGCAACUUCAAGUCUUUAAGUCAGAAGAAACUGGAGCUGGAGACCAGAGUCAAAGAUCUCACUGCUGAGAAAAGCCGGUUGGAGACCAGAGUCAAUGAUCUCACUGCUGGGAAAAGCCGGUUGGAGACCAGAGUCAAUGAUCUCACUGCUGAGAAGAGCCAGUUGGAGAGCAGAGUCAAUAAUCUCACUGCUGAGAAGAGCCAGACACAGAGCAACUUCAAGUCUUUAAGUCAGAAGAAACUGGAGCUGGAGACCAGAGUCAAAGAUCUCACUGCUGAGAAAACCCGGUUGGAGACCAGAGUCAAUGAUCUCACUGCUGGGAAAAGCCGGUUGGAGACCAGAGUCAAUGAUCUCACUGCUGAGAAGAGCCAGUUGGAGAGCAGAGUCAAUAAUCUCACUGCUGAGAAGAGCCAGAUACAGAGCAACUUCAAGUCUUUAAGUCAGAAGAAACUGGAGCUGGAGACCAGAGUCAAUGAUCUCACUGCUGGGAAAAGCCGGUUGGAGACCAGAGUCAAUGAUCUCACUGCUGGGAAAAGCCGGUUGGAGACCAGAGUCAAUGAUCUCACUGCUGAGAAGAGCCAGUUGGAGAGCAGAGUCAAUAAUCUCACUGCUGAGAAGAGCCAGAUACAGAGCAACUUCAAGUCUUUAAGUCAGAAGAAACUGGAGCUGGAGACCAGAGUCAAUGAUCUCACUGCUGGGAAAAGCCGGUUGGAGACCAGAGUCAAUGAUCUCACUGCUGAGAAAAGCCGGUUGGAGACCAGAGUCAAUGAUCUCACUGCUGGGAAAAGCCGGUUGGAGACCAGAGUCAAUGAUCUCACUGCUGAGAAAAGCCAGUUACAGAGCAACUUUAAUACUUUAAGUCAAAAGAAACUGGAGCUGGAGACCAGAGUCAAUGAUCUCACUGCUAGGAAAAGCCAGUUGGAGACCAGAGUCAAUGAUCUCACUGCUGAGAAGAACCAGUUACAGAACAGUUUUAACUCUCUGAGUCAGAAGAAACUGGAGUUAGAAACUGAGCUAAAAAAGUUAUCUGAACAAGCAACUGGCUUCCUUUUCAUGUCCACUGAGGAGAAGAGCUGGUCUGACAGCAGACAGUACUGCAGAGAUCGUGGUGCUGAUCUGGUCAUUAUCAACAGUAAAGAGAAGCAGAGGUUCAUUUCGUCAUUUGUCAAGGACAGAGUGUGGAUUGGUCUGUCUGACAGAGAGAAUGAGGGCUACAUGAAAUGGGUGAAUAAUUCACCACUGAAACAAGGGUUUUGGGAUUAUGGUGAGCCAAAUGAUGAUCAAGGAAUUGAGGACUGUACUGAACUGAGGCCUGAAAAACCUGUCUUGAAAAACUGGAAUGAUCUGCCAUGCUCACAGAAUAGAAAAGGGUUCCCGUUUAGGGUUGGUCAUUUAAAAGACAAACAAAACUGUGCCUAUCAUUCAACCACAACUCAUCUGCGAACACAUGCCAUCAGACAUAAGAGAAAAUAAUGGAAUUAGAGGCAAUUUAUGGAAAUAUUGAAAAUGAAGGUAAGGGCACUUGUGCAGAUCAAAUACAGUGUCACUGCCAGGAUAAAGGAAAAACUCGAAAUGAAAGUAAGCAGAAAGUUUCAUUUGAAGCAACAAUGAUGUAACUAAGGUUUGAGGAAAUGAGUAAUGGUACAUAUAAUGUCAAUCUUUUUACCAUAAAAACAGUAAAUGUUAAUGUUUUUUUGAAAUGUAUUAAGAUGGAAUUACUUAAAAUUUCAGUAUGUUUUCUUAUUUGCCUGCUUUUAUUGUAGAAAUGCUGCUGUCAUUAUCAAAGAACAUACAUUUUUGUGUAAGGGAACUGUAUAUUAUGCAAAGGUGGAUUUGAGCUUUUUUUUUUUUUUA